This is a messenger RNA of Trichomonas vaginalis G3, 339 nucleotides long. Its product is annotated as cell redox homeostasis. The transcript has a single exon. The record is from RefSeq and is a predicted model, not a curated record. The coding region runs from base 1 to 339 and encodes 112 amino acids. NCBI's taxonomy places the organism in Eukaryota, Parabasalia, Trichomonadida, Trichomonadidae.
AUGAAGGAAGAGCAACAGGUCAAAACAUUCAUUGGAACAUUCGAUGAAUUAAAAGAACUUAUUCAGGAAUCCCGUAAAUUAUUUGUAGUUGACUUCUUUGCUACUUGGGUGUUGCCUUCUAAAAAAUUACUCCCACAUCUAUCCGAAAUUGCAAAAGAACAUCCUGAUGUCGAGGUAAUUAGAAUAGAUAUUGAUAAAAAUUUGGAAAUUUCAGAUCAUUACCAAAUAGUGUCUGUUCCUCAUGUUAAAUUCUUUAAAUCAGUUUCUAAUAACGAUUUCAUAGAAUAUGGCUUCGAUAAUGGAUGCAAACCAGAGAUUAUACGCUCAAAAAUCGAUUAA